Brugia pahangi is the source of this 2895-nucleotide messenger RNA. The record is from the annotation of a GenBank genome assembly. Lineage: Eukaryota; Metazoa; Nematoda; Chromadorea; Rhabditida; Onchocercidae.
AUGCGCCUAUCUUUGCAAGCGACGACACGAUGCUUGAGAAAUUUCGAACGAAGUAGUCGUUUUUAUCAACAGUUAAGACCGCUUUCGAUUCAAUCUUAUCACGUUGCAGUAUCUAGAAGCUAUAGCUGUUCAGGGCGACAUCUUUUAGCUUCUUGUGGAGACCGACGACCAAUUAUUACAUCCCAUCGGUUUUACAGCAAUCCGAAUGAAAAUGGGAAAGAUGAUGAUGAUAAAAUUUCGAGUGAUACAAAAAAUAAGGAUACAGCAAUCGUGGAACAGGUUGAAGAUAUGUUAGGAGGACCAAUGAGUACGAUAACAGUUCCGGAAGUUUGGCCUAUUGUACCAAUUAUUGCCAUCUCAAGAAAACCACUUUUUCCUGGCUUUAUCACACGGGUUACUGUCGCUAAAGACGAAAUACUAAAAGAAUUGUUAAGAAGGAAGGUACGAAUGCGUCAACCGUAUGUUGGAGUUUUCAUGAAAAAAGAUCCUGAGAAUGAAUCGGAAACAGUAGAAUCCUUGUCUGAACUUCAUUCAGUGGGAUCAUUCGCACAAAUCAAUGUUAUGGGUGAUAAUGGUGACAAAAUAGAAUUGGUUCUGGUUGCUGAAAGGCGCAUACGCAUUUUAGAACCGGUUGCUGAUGAUGUUGAUUCAUAUGAAAAUAUUGGAAAAAUCAACGGCAGAAGGGCACGUCAAGAGCGUCGUAAGCUACUGAAGGAAAAGGGAAAAGAUCAAAUUUCGUUAGCUGCAUCUUCAGCAGUUACUUUAGCUCGGACCGAAAAUGUUGUUUCACAACCUAUUGAAAGGACAACAGAAGUUAAAGCAACAAUGCAAGCUAUAGUUAGUACGAUUCGUGAUGUAAUGCAAUAUAAUACGUUGUUUGCACAGCAACUUGGCUUAACGGCAAAUCCAUCAAGGAAUGUGGUUGACAAUCCUGUAUAUCUAUGUGAUUUAGUUGGGUCGCUUGUAAGCGCUGAUCCAAACGAUUUACAAAAUUUGAUGGAUGAAGAAGUUAUUGAAAAUCGUUUGAAGUUAGCAUUGCUACUGAUUGAAAAGGAAAAAACAGUCGCAAAACUGAAACAUGAUAUUAAUAAGGAUGUGGAAAAGAAAGUUCAUGAUCAACAUCGUAAAUUCCUUUUGAAUGAACAGCUGAAAGCAAUCAAAAAAGAACUUGGAUUAGAAAAGGAUGACAAAGAAGCCUUGACGGAAAAAAUGCAAGAUCGCAUAAAAAACCUUAAUGUUCCUGAAUAUGUAAUGAAAGUAAUUAAGGAAGAACAAACCAAACUAUCUUUUCUAGAUCCGCAUUCCAGUGAAUUUUCAGUUGCAAGAAAUUAUUUGGAUUGGUUAACAAAUAUGCCAUGGGGUAAGACAUCGGAGGAUGUGCUUGAUUUGGAUAGAGCGAUUGCUGUCCUAGAUGAAGACCAUUAUGGAAUGAAAGAUGUGAAAGAUCGAAUUUUGGAAUUCAUUGCAAUUGGUAUACUUAAAAAGAAAGUAAGUGGUAAAAUUUUAUGCUUACAUGGACCGCCAGGCACCGGUAAAACGAGUAUUGCACGAUCAAUUGCCAGAGCGUUAAAUAGGGAGUACUUUCGAUUUUCGGUUGGUGGAAUGACAGAUGUUGCAGAAAUCAAAGGACAUCGCCGUACAUAUGUUGGCGCGAUGCCUGGAAAAAUGAUUCAAUGUCUGAAAAAAGUACAAACUGAAAAUCCAUUAGUUUUAAUUGAUGAAGUGGAUAAAAUUGGUGGCACAAGUUAUCAUGGCGAUCCAUCAUCAGCGUUAUUAGAACUGUUAGAUCCAGAACAAAACACCAAUUUUAAUGAUCACUUUCUCGAUGUCCCUGUCGAUUUGUCAAAGGUAUUAUUUAUUUGCACUGCAAACAUUACGGAUACUAUUCCUGGUCCACUAAAAGAUCGCAUGGAAAUGAUCGAAGUAUCGGGUUAUGUUGCAGAAGAGAAAUUAAAUAUUGCACAGAGUUAUUUGGUACCUCAGUGUCGAAAGGAUAGCUCAUUGGAAGAAAACCAACUUCAGAUAACUCCGGAAGCAUUACAAACACUUAUCAAACACUACUGCCGAGAAUCUGGUGUUCGAAAUCUUCAGAAGCAUAUUGAAAAGAUAUUUCGUAAAGCAGCUUUCAAAAUAGCCGGUGGAAUUAGUCAAGAAAUUGCUCAAGUAAUUGUUGAUAAUCAGAAUAUCGAAGACUUCGUCGGAAGACCUAAAUUUACCAGCGAUCGUCUAUACGAUUCAACACCGGUUGGCGUAAUAAUGGGUCUUGCAUGGACAGCUAUGGGUGGUUCAUCGUUAUACAUUGAAGCAUGUUUACGUCGGAGUUUAGUUACAUCUAAAACUUCUUUAUCACGAAAUCCAAGUACUGAUAGUGGAUUUUCAAAUGAUUCAUUGAAUGAUGCAGACAACUCAUCGAAAUCCGAUGCAACCGUUCCAUUCGGUAGUUUAGAAACAACUGGACAUCUAGGUGAUGUUAUGAAAGAGAGUAUGCGUAUUGCCUAUACGGUCGCUAAAAAUAUCCUUAGGAAUCAUUUUCCGAAUAACGAUUUUCUCGAUAAGGCGCAUAUACAUGUUCAUGUCCCAGAGGGUGCAACACCGAAAGAUGGUCCAUCUGCAGGUUGUACAAUAACAUCGGCUUUAUUGUCGCUGGCUUUGAAUCAGCCCGCUCGGCAAAAUGUUGCAAUGACCGGUGAAAUUUCUCUUACUGGAAGAAUAUUACCAGUUGGUGGAAUUAAAGAAAAAGUUAUUGCUGCUAAAAGAGCUGGAGUGAAUUGUAUUAUAUUACCGGAAGAAAAUCGGAAAGAUUUCUCGGACUUGCCAGACUUUAUCCGAAAAGAUGUGGAUGUACAUUUUGUUUCGCAUUACGACCAAAUAUACGACAUCAUAUUCCGAAAUUAA